UCCUGGAGUUCCGGAGUCGAGUCGCUGCCGGGGCUGGAACGGAGAUGCAGCCGCCCUCCCGAAAAGUGAAGCCGGCCCAGGAGGUGAAGCUUCGCUUCCUGGAGCAGCUGAGCAUCCUUCAGGCUCGGCAGCAGCGGGAGGCGGAUCUGCUGGAGGACAUCAGAUCCUACAGCAAGCAGAGGGCAGCCAUUGAACGGGAGUAUGGGCAGGCACUCCAGAAACUGGCUGGGCCAUUCCUGAAGAGGGAAGGGUACCGGAGCGGAGAGAUAGACAGCAGGUGGAACCCACGGAGGGGGAGGGCAAGGGACCAAGAAGGGAUGAAACGCUCAACCCCAGGGACCUGUGGGGAUGAAGGCCCACUCUCCACACAAUCGGCCCAGUACUCCCAGCAGCUGAAAAUGGCCCGCAAUGAGUACCUGCUCAACUUGGUGUCCACCAAUGCCCACCUUGAACACUACUACCAGGAGGAACUGCCCGCGCUGCUCAAGGCCCUGGUCAGCGAGCUGUCGGAACAUUUGAGGGACCCCCUGACCUUAUUGAGCCGCACAGAGCUGGAAGCAGCAGAGAUGGCCCUGGAGCAUGCCCGCCGUGGAGCACAGGCAACCUCCCAGGUAAGCUGGGAGCAGGAUCUGAAGCUCUUUCUUCAAGACCCCGAGGUAUUUUCCCCCAUACCACCUCAGAAGUUUCAGCCCGCAGGGAAUGACCAGGUAUGUGCCUUGGAGCUGGAGGGGGUUACUGGAGGUGUGGCUGGGGAGAGUGACCUGGAGAAAGAGGUUCAGCGCUGGACGAGUCGAGCUGCCCGAGACUACAAGAUCCAGAACCACGGGCUUCGGGUGCUGCAGCGGCUGGAGCAGAGGCGGCAGCAGGCUCCAGAGCGGGAGGCUCUGAGCAUAGAGCAACGGCUGCAUGAAGUAAGGCAGAGCAUCCUGCGGGCACAGGUGAGCCAGGUGAAGGGGGGUGCCCGGCUGGCCCUGCUGCAGGAGGCUGGCCUGGAUGUACAGCACUGGCUGAAGCCAGCCAUGACCCAGGCCCAGGACGAGGUGGAGCAGGAGCAGCGGCUCAGCGAGGCCCGGCUCUCCCAGAGGGACCUCUCUCCCACGGCUGAGGAUGCUGAGCUCUCUGACUUUGAGGAUUGUGAGGAGACUGGAGAGCUCUUUGAGGAGCCUGUCCCCCCAGCCCUGGCUACCAGACCCUUCCCCUGCCCCGCACAUGUGGUGUUUGGCUAUCAGGCAGGACAUGAGGAUGAGCUGACUAUCACAGAAGGCGAGUGGCUGGAGGUCCUAGAGGAGGGAGAUGCCGACGAAUGGGUCAAGGCUCGGAACCAACACAGCGAAGUAGGCUUUGUUCCUGAGCGCUAUCUCAACUUUCCCGACCUCUCCUUCCCUGAGAGCGGCCACGACAGCAGCAUGCCCUUAGGGGCAGAGCCCACAGCAUUUCUGGCUCGUGCCCUGUACAGCUACACGGGACAGAGCGCAGAGGAGCUGAGCUUCCCUGAGGGGGCACUCAUCCGCCUGCUGCCCCGGGCCCAGGAUGGAGUGGAUGACGGCUUCUGGAGGGGAGAAUUUGGGGGCCAUGUUGGGGUCUUCCCCUCCCUGCUGGUGGAGGAGCUGCUUGGUCCCCUAGGGCCUUCUGAGUCUUCAGACCCUGAACAGAUGCUGCCAUCCCCUUCUCCUCCCAGCUUCUCCCCUCCUGCACCCACCUCUGCCUUGGAUGGGGCCCCUGCACCUGUCCUGUCUGGGGACCAAGACCUGGACUGCCCUGGACCCCUGGACAUGAUGGCGCCUCGACUCAGGCCGAUGCGUCCACCGCCUCCCCCACCAGCUAAAGCCCCAGAUCCUGGCCGUCCAGAUCCCCUCACCUGAAGCCAGGGGUACUACUGCCCCCAGAGAUGCUGCUGCUGCCCUGUCUCCGUGCUGUCAGAGACCACCCUUCAGUGAUCCGGAGUGACACAGCCAGAAGCUGGAAUCCCCCCCAUUUCUGCUCUUAUCUCCAGGGGUAGAAACUGCCCCUUUCCCAAUUCUGGGUCUGGGACUCCUCCUUUUCCCCACAUUGUCCGUUCUCUUCCUGUCUCUAGGGCUUGAACUACCCCUUUCUUUUUUACCACCACUCCAGCUCUAGAGUGGUGAAAUACCCUGAAAUCUCUGGGGCUGGACCCCAUCCCCCAAAGUCUUGAGUGGCUCUGGAUAGUCUGUCUCCACCCUGGCUCUGUGACCCACCCCACUCCAGAUGCCAGGACCACAGGGGUUGGGGGCUGGGACGGGGCGGACCUGUCAGAAGGAGUUGGAGCCAUUAUGUGAAACAACUGUAGUGGUCUGAGCAGAUUUAUUGACAGUGAAUAAAGGGCAGGGGGCCUAAGGUGCUAUUGCUUUAGGGGGCCUGAUCCCAGUUGCCACACUCUAGCAUAUGGAGCGAGGUGAUGGGGAACGUGGGUCAGGCAGCCUGUUGGCAGGCAAGGAAAGGGGACUGAGGGCCAGGGAUGGGAGUGGGGGUGGGGGUGCCUUCUCCCAAUGUCCUCCAGGCUGAGACGGAUUAGGACCGGUCCCUCAGCUGGGGGCAGUGCUGUCCAGUGGAAAGGAGGGGCUUCAUGGCCACCCAGCCCCUGGCUCUGCAACUGGUAGUUCUUCGGCAAUGAAGGAGGAGGCUUGGGGAAGAGGAAGGGUAAUAGUGUUGCCUCCCAGUAAAGCUGUAUUCCAGCUUUCCCCUGGAGGCUGUGGCACCUUCCCUAUUCCCUGGAGCACAUGCCUGGUUCCCACCACCAAACCAAAGACUAUGUAGCAAAGGAAAAGCCUGCAGUUUACCUUGGGGGGUACGGGCAGCCAGCCAAUGGGCUUAAGUAGUGUAAGUAGGGGGUGGGAGGAUGAGAUUAUCUGACUUGAAGCCCAGGCACACUUACCUCACACACCUUUUGCUCCCCGUGCUGGAGACACCUGAGUGAGAGGAGGGGUCAACAGUAGAAUAGGAUGUGAGUCCUAUCAGUGCACCCCAUCCCCAGAGUAAAGGGCAGUAAGAGCUCAGCCCACCACAGCCCUGGCCAUGUCUUCAUACCUGGUGAUCUGAUGUGUCCGGUUUGUUUGGCUGCCCAUUGGCCUCUUGACUGGCCAGCCCUGGGCUUGGGCCCCUCCCUCCAGCCGCCAGCGGUGACUCUGCAGAGGCUCCAGGGUUCCCUCCAAGUGCACAAGGGACUAGGGUGCUGUCCCUGAGUCCAUUCUGCACUGCGGGGCUGGCAAGGGCCUGGGGCUGUGGCCUCUCAGGGGGCAGGCUUUCAAUGGCUGGCAUCCCUGCCCUGGACUGCCCUUCCCCAGACCCUUGGCUGCCCCCUGGGUCCUGCCCCCCACCAGACCCCAAGCUCCUGUCUGUGGGGGAGCCAUCAUGAUGCUCAUGCAGUCCAUAGCGCCUCUCAAUGUGUGUCACCCGGAACCUGGGAGGGAAGGGAACACUGGGUCUUAGGGUCACAGCUCUGGGGCUGCUUGGCCCUCCCCUCCAACCAGGGAUAUCUUUGGUUUGAUGGCCACUUCCCUCUAGCCUCGGGCAGCGGAGAUGUCAGAUUGUGGGGCAUACUGUAUAACCUACUCUUGCUGUAGGUCACAAUCCAGGAGUAGAGAGGUGGGGCCCACCUUUGGAGUCAGGAUCCCCCACCUCAACCUCCCCCCUGCGGCACUCUAUCCCCACCUGCCCACAGAGAAAACGGUGGUCUCCCCAGGCCGGGCACGGCUCUUUCCUUCCUUGGAGCGUCCCUGACGGACAAGUGGGGGCCUCUUGUUGCGGCUGCAGUGGAUGCAAGGGGCUGCAGAGCCCAGGUGCACUGUGUGAUGAUGGGAGGGGGCUCCAUCCUGCAGGCUGGAAGUGGCAUCCACGCUGGACAGUAGAGAGGAAGGGAGCAGGGGUGACAUUUCCAUUUCUCUUCCUGUUCUGUUUGUUCCUGUUCUUUUAGCGUGCUCCUUAAGCCUCCAGAUGCCCACUUUCCCCAGGCCCCAACAUUCUUUUCUGUCUUUAUCCAAUAAACUCAAUAUUAAGACGGUA
This is a messenger RNA of Myotis lucifugus (little brown bat), 4020 nucleotides long. It is a transcript of the gene FCHSD1, whose product is annotated as FCH and double SH3 domains 1. Gene Ontology annotation, biological process: neuromuscular synaptic transmission; regulation of actin filament polymerization. Lineage: Eukaryota; Metazoa; Chordata; Mammalia; Chiroptera; Vespertilionidae. Gene Ontology annotation, molecular function: protein binding. The coding region runs from base 45 to 1862 and encodes 605 amino acids. Gene Ontology annotation, cellular component: neuromuscular junction; recycling endosome. The transcript has 17 exons. The record is from RefSeq and is a predicted model, not a curated record.